AAGCCAGAAGAAGAAGAAGAAGAAGCAACAGCAGCAGCAGACGAAGAAGAAGUGCAUAGUGGCCGUUUAUCCACCUGUGUUAUGCCCUCUGUCUGCUGUUUCCUUUGGAAAUGUUCUCUCUCGUAACCUCGUGGGGGAUCAUUAUCUGAGGAGGGGGGGAUAUCACCCCGAACCUGGGGCGACGAAACGCCAUGUUCAUGAUGUUGACCAGCCGUUUGGCCCUGGACGCCCUGCGGAGGACUCGCCACGGAGCUUCUCACCCCUGCCGUCGCUCGCUGCCCGGCCUCUUCCUCCUCGCAGAAGGGUGGAGGACCGGAGACGCCAGCCUCCACUCGGAUCCCAGCGUGUCGAAGAGAGGACUGCGCGGCCGCGGGGUUUCCCCCCCGUGGCCCGGGCCGCGCGGAACGAGGUCACUCGGCUGGUCGGCUGCCGCGGUCGUGGACUCGGCGCCCGCUCCCGUCCAGCCGUACCUCCGCCUGAUGAGGCUGGACAAGCCCAUUGGCACAUGGCUGCUCUACCUACCGUCUACAUGGAGCAUCGCUCUGGCUGCCGACCCCGGGUGCCUCCCACAUCUGGACAUGCUCACAUUGUUUGGUGCCGGUGCCCUGCUGAUGAGAGGCGCGGGCUGCACCAUCAACGACAUGUGGGAUAAAGACUUUGACAAAAAGGUGACCAGGACGGCUUCCCGCCCCAUUGCGUCAGGACAGGUUUCUUGGAUGCAGGCACUGGUCUUUUUGGGAGGGCAGCUCUCACUGGCACUUGGGGUUCUCUUGUGCCUCAACUAUUACAGCGUCGCGUUGGGUGCUGCGUCGUUAUGUCUCGUCGUCUCCUACCCGCUGAUGAAGAGGAUCACCUAUUGGCCCCAGUUUGUGUUGGGCCUCACUUUUAACUGGGGAGCGCUGCUCGGCUGGGCCGCCGUCAGGGGCUUCUGUGAUUGGUCCGUGUGCCUCCCGCUGUAUUUCUCCGGGGUGAUGUGGACGCUGAUAUAUGACACCAUCUACGCACAUCAGGACAAGGAGGACGACGUGAAGAUCGGAGUCAAGUCCACGGCGCUGAGGUUCAACGAGCAGACCAAGCCGUGGCUGAGCGGCUUCGCGCUGGCCAUGGUGUCGGGGCUGGCUGUGGCCGGCGCCAACGCCGAACAGACGCUGCCGUACUACGCAGCGCUGUCCGCCGUGGCCGCACACCUCACGCGACAGAUUUACACGCUGGACAUCAACAAAUCGGAGGACUGCUGGAAGACGUUUUCCUCAAACAGAAACCUGGGACUGUUGUUACUUUUAGGCAUUGUUGCCGGAAACUUGUGGAAAGAAAGAAGAGAGACUUUGCUGCCGACUGGGGAAGCGGUCAGAUAAGUGUGAUCAGCGGAAACAAAUCUUGAAAAAUGUGCUACACAAUAUGCACAGUAUGUACAUUUUUAAAAUUCUGAACAAAACCCUAUGAGAUUGCAACAAGAUUUACCAUAAACUGUAAUUGGAACUUUUUAAUUGGAUUUCUUUCUGUCCAUGACAUCAUCAUUUUAAGAUUUCCUUUCAGUAGAUAUUGUUGAGCGCAGUGGCUGCACAAAUACACACAAGAAUCACUCAAAAAUCAGUCGCAAUCAACAUGCAUUUUGUUCAAAUCUGCAUUAAGCAAUUUUUACCACCAGGGAGGCGACAAAUGACUUCGGGAAACAUUGAUUUCCGGGUGGUUUGGUUUCAUUUUGUCCACCGAAUGUAGAGAAAAUAACUACUACUUCGGGCCAAUAUUUUUCUGCCUGAACUUGUUGUAAUGAAAUAUGAUGAGGAAGCCUGUUUUUUAAUUUUUUCUUAUAUGAAAGCUGUUUGUAGACGAGUCACACGCAAAACAAACAACAAAUAACAAUGAACACAAUACAAUAUGAGGGGAAAAAUGUCACAGAUUGCAUUACUAAACUGUGUUGCGUUUCAAUAAGGUAAAGAGCAGAAGUACGUUAAAAAGGGGAACCAGACCGAUGUACGUUGUGGACAAAAGUCUCAAACCAGACACGUCUCUCAAUUCUACCGCCGUAACAAUACAAGCGACGUUCAUCUGCGUGUUGAUCCAGCUCAAACACGUGUACGCCUUCCUCCACGCCGGCGAGAGUCUGGGCCGCAGGAGGCCGUGCGCGCGGCGAUCCGCGGCCACCGUCGCCGCCCACGUCAGCAUCCCCACGAAGUGGCCCAAGUGGCCGCCGUGCCACCACAGCGAGAAGCCGAACGUCGACAGCAACGGGAAGCGCCCGCACCUGGCGUACACCAGCCUGCGCAACCAGGAGGCCGUGGUGGCGUUCCACCGGCGGGCGAACUGCGACAUGCGGCUCGACGCCUCGACGGCCCAGAGGUCGCCGUCGGACAGCCCGCCCCAGCCGGGCGGCUCCCCCGGCGAGCGCGGCCAGAAGCCCAACCCGGCGGCGUUGUUGAGGCAUUCGCUGCACCUCCAGUGAGAAUAGUACUGGAUCCUCAGCCACGCCGCCAGAGCCAAGACCCGCGCCGCGCCGCCCGCGGGGGCCGCGCCGGAGGGGUCGUACGCGUCCAGGAGCCCGGCGAGCAGG
This is a messenger RNA of Pungitius pungitius (ninespine stickleback), 2551 nucleotides long. It is a transcript of the gene coq2, whose product is annotated as coenzyme Q2 4-hydroxybenzoate polyprenyltransferase. Lineage: Eukaryota; Metazoa; Chordata; Actinopteri; Perciformes; Gasterosteidae. Gene Ontology annotation, biological process: ubiquinone biosynthetic process. The transcript has 8 exons. Gene Ontology annotation, cellular component: mitochondrial inner membrane. The coding region runs from base 192 to 1355 and encodes 387 amino acids. The record is from RefSeq and is a predicted model, not a curated record.